GUGCUUCAAAAUCGGAGAGAUACUGCUGCUAUUGUUGUUGUCGUUGCCUAAAGCGGACUGGAAUUUAAUUAAAUUAAAUUAAAUUAUGAACGAAUGAGUGUAUGCGCCUGUGUGUGCCUAAGCUGCGUUCUUGAGUUGUUCUUGUUCCAAGUUCUUUUUUUCGUGGCGUGUAUCUGUGUGCGCGUGUUCGUGUGGUGGUGUGCGUGUGCUUUUUGUGAACUACGUUUUGUUUCAAUGCCAAAAAGUAUCUAUGCCCUGGCAUGUGCGCUCUCUAUCUAUCUGCCUCUCUCUCGCUCAUGCUGGUUACAUAAAUACUGGUAGAAGAAGAAGAGGAGGAGGCAGCAGAAACCGAAAUACAAAUUCAAUUAACACCUGAAAACGAAAAGCCAACUGGAACACGCCUGAUUGGAAAAUAGAAAACAUGUGCUUGGUUUUUUAAAUCAUCUUUAUUUUUCCAUCUCCCUUUUAAAUGUUAUCGAAAAGUUCCUUGAAAGAAGGAAUGUGUAAAAGGCGAAAAGAACCAGAACGAGAACACCAAAAAAACGAAAUUAACGACGUCACAUAAAAGUGUGUCAAAGCAGCAGUUCACGCACACUACUUUGCCCCAAUUUGUAUCUGUGUGAAGCUUUUGCUCUCUCCCCCUCUCUCUCUCUCUUUUGCUGAUAAAACGCAACGCACACAGAGCGUAUACAUAAUUUAUAUAUUUAUUUAAAUGUUUUUCGUUUGCCUGUUUUGAACAACGAGUUUUUCUCGUUAUUCUAAGGCUGUCCCUCUUUUUUCUCUCAUUUUCUCUCCUUUUUGCUCUUAUUAAACAUAUGGCAUUGCUCAAUUAUUAUGUCAUAAACAUUUUGAAUGGCAAAAUUGCGAUAGAAGUUCAAUUUGUUCAAGGCAAUAUGGGCUUGCAAGCUUUUUUGCUUUUGGCACAGGAAAUGCAAAAGUUGUCGUUGUGUGCAGGAACGUGCAGCAAUUUUCCUACGUUUGCAUGAAAAACCUAGUGCCCUAUUAAGCCAAACGAGAGAGAAAAGCCCAGCGAGAGAGAGAGCAAAGUUUUCCCGCACUCAAAUUUAAAAAUCAAUGUUGAAAAUGCGCGCAAAGCGGACAAAGAAAACACGCACGAACACAAACAACUAAUACUCCAUCUAAUAAGAAAUGUGAUCGGACGGGCACGUGUACGUGGCACACAGAUACAAAAGAGAGUGUCGCAGAGCGAGAUAACCAGAGUGGAUUCAUAUAAUCGGGAAAAAGAGAGCUUCGUUUCGACUUCCAUUCGCUCGCUCAGCUGCUAAAGCAAACUUUGCGUUAGAAUACAAAAAAGCACGCUAAGACGAAGACGCGCACGAAAGUUGAACGGAAAAACGGAAAAAGGCAAAGGCGGAUGAAGCAGCACAAAAAGAGAGGCGUAAGCAAGCGCUAAAUUUUAAAAAAAAUUAUAUAUAAAAAAACUAAGCGCUAAGCCUCCAGAUUCGCGGAAAUAUUAAUCUAAUCUAGAGUGUGCCUGUGUGUGUGUUUGUUUAAAAUCCAAGCAACAACAACAACAAAUCAGCAGAACAACACAAACAAAGUAUAAAUCCAUUAUAAAAAAAACCCCUCAUCAAAUGCAGGAUCCAUUACCACAACAACAAAAACAACUGUCGCGUCUCCAAAUGAAACAAUAAUUGAAUAAUAUAAAUUAACCAAUAACGAAAAAUAAAAAAACAAGCAAAGCGAAUAACGAGUAAAAAGUUAAAAGUAAGCCUGUCGAGGAGAUUUAAAGUACCAUAUAUAGUUCUUCUUAUCUAUACCCACACUCAAUUAAUUGCAGCUGAAUGCACGACUCCUUGCAGAAAGGAUCGUAAAUAGAGUCUGAAGACACAUGUGCAAAUGCAUAUAUAGCGACGUUCACGAACUGUCACUGAGAGCGAUCGAUAGCUGUAACUCCAUGUGUGUGCAUGAGUCGCAGCAUCAGUAGCGCACCCAAGGACCAAGGACCUCAUCCACAUAGCCCAUCAAUCUCUCAGAUGCCAGUGGCGGAACCCCCCCGAUAAGGCAUCGCAUCGCAUCGAAUCGCAUCGAAUCGCACCCAUUGGACAAGGACGACGACAAGGACUACAGGACUGCGGGACAAGGACAACUAGAAGAACUCUAGAACAGGACAGUGACUGACGCAUCCUGCGCUCGUUUGAUCGUUCGCUCGCUCAAUCGCUCUUUCGCUCGCACGCUCUAAAAACCAAAACAGAAAUACAAGAAACAAUACCAAGCAAGCCAAAAACCAAAUAAUACCAAGCUAAACAGACGCCUCAUUACCAAACAUCGAACGUUUCGUUGUCGUUUAACCAAAAACUAAAAGCGAAUCAAAACCGAAUCAAUCCAAUCCAAUCAAAUCAAAUCCAAGCCAAGCCAAUCCAAAACCAACCCAAUCAAAUCAAAUCGAAAAGAAAUACUCCAACGAGACAUAGAAACAGAACAGUAAACUGUAACAGAAACACCAAAAGCAUAAGCAAAAGCUAAAGCUAAAGCAAUCAUCAGUCAAAGUCGAUAACCAAAACCAGCAACAUUCAGUUAAAAAUGGCCGAAGACGCUACCAUGGAGACAUGUCCAAGUCCUGAAAUCGGCGACUCGCGCAAAAGGCCACUUGAUUCCGAUCCGGAAAAUGAACAAACAAAACGCUCACAUUUCAGUUCCGGUGAGUCAGUUUGUUCUGGAAUUGAGGUUGAAAUUGAAAAUAAUAACAAUAAUCAUAUUCAUCAUGGCGAGACAACGUACCACAUGAAAAUACUGGUGCCCGCGGUGGCCUCCGGGGCCAUCAUCGGCAAAGGGGGCGAGACGAUCGCCUCCCUGCAGAAGGACACGGGUGCUAGGGUGAAGAUGUCCAAGUCCCACGACUUUUACCCAGGCACCACCGAACGAGUGUGCCUAAUCACCGGAUCCACGGAGGCCAUCAUGGUCGUGCUCGAGUUCAUCAUGGACAAGAUCCGCGAGAAGCCUGACCUGACCAACAAGAUCGUCGAUGCCGAGUCAAAACAGACCCAGGAGCGGGACAAGCAGGUCAAGAUCCUGGUGCCCAACUCCACGGCCGGCAUGAUCAUCGGCAAGGGCGGCGCCUUCAUCAAACAGAUCAAGGAGGAGAGCGGCUCCUACGUCCAGAUCUCGCAGAAGCCCAAGGAUGUCUCGCUGCAGGAGCGCUGCAUCACGAUCAUCGGCGACAAGGAGAACAACAAGAACGCCUGCAAGAUGAUCCUCUCGAAGAUCGUCGAGGAUCCCCAGUCGGGCACAUGCCUGAACGUCUCCUACGCGGACGUCAGCGGCCCGGUGGCCAACUUCAAUCCGACCGGCUCCCCGUACGCCACCAACCAGAAUGCCAUCAACUCGAGCACCGCCUCGCUAAACUCCACGCUGGGCACCACGAUCGGCGGCGCCAACUCGGCGGCCAGCCUGCUAGUCAACGGCACCGGCAUCAACUUGUCCAUCAACCUGGGCUCCCCCAAUCCGGCGCCCAACCUAGCGGUUGCCACUCAGCUGCUCGAGCAUAUUAAGGUUGCCAUGCGCGGUUCUGGUUACUCGGAGACCGUCACGAACGAAGUCGUCUCCGCCCUGGGAGUGCUGGCCAAGUACGGAGUCCUCGGAAUGGGCGUGGGCGUGCCCCACACCAACGGCGCCCACUCCACGCUGGGCAACUUCCUCGGCGUGACGACGCUGGACCAGCAGACUGCGGCCGCCGCGUCCGCGGCCACCGCCAGCAAUGUGUUCGGUGCCGUCGGCCAGGUGAACCUGGAGCAGUAUGCCGCCGCAGCGGCCGCUGCAGCUGCCGCAAGCAGGCCGACGCAGUCGCAACUGGACGCUGCCGCGGUGCAAUUCGAUCCAUUCCGCCAUUUGGGCUCGGCCACGGCGCCGGGCGCCACGCCCGUCUCGCUGAACAACAACAGUUUCGGGCUGACGGCAGCCACGGGAACGGCGACCACGGCGCAGCUGGGCGGACUCAGCAAGAGCCCCACUCCGGGCGACCUCAGCUCCAAGGACUCGAAGAACGUCGAGGUGCCGGAAGUGAUUAUCGGCGCUAUUCUAGGUCCGAACGGUCGUAGUUUAGUUGAAAUUCAACAUGUUUCUGGCGCAAAUGUGCAAAUUUCCAAAAAGGGCAUAUUCGCACCUGGCACUAGAAAUCGCAUUGUAACCAUAACUGGUCAGCCGAGUGCCAUUGCCAAAGCGCAAUAUCUAAUUGAACAGAAAAUCAACGAGGAGGAGACAAAGAGGGCGCGACAAAUUCCAUUAACCACUGUUGUGAAUUAAAAAAUCCGAGUAAUGCAACCAACCAGCUAUCUUAACAGAACAACAAACAAACAGGCAAAAAGCAAAACAACAUACUACCCCACUCCCCCCAAUCCCAAAAAAAAAAAAAACACUCACACAAGCAAGUUUUUCGUCUAAAAUUUGUUAAUUUCUUAAAAGAGAAAAACGAAGAUCAUAAAAAACCAAACCUAAAAAAAUACAAGAAGGGAAAACAAAAAAGGAAACACCAAUUGUUAUGCGUGCAGCUAAAAGUUAAGCAAUUAAGAAAUAAUAAUUACGUAUUGCAAGAUCCAAACACUUUUUGAGUAAACUGUUCCACGGCCUUCACCUCAAGAGAUUUGCUUUAACUAAAAACCCCUUUAAGAAAGAAAGAAAAACCAAAUGAACAAUAGUAAAAAUUUGUAUAAACACUACGUACUAACUUCUACUAUUAUUAAUUGUUGCAUUUUUUUGUCACGCUCGAAACGUUAAAAUUGAAAACAAGUUAUAUUGCCUAUUGCCAGUUUAAGACACAAACUAGUUGCGAAAGAAAAGAGUUUGUGUUUUGUUUGUUUGUGAUGCGUAUGUUUUGCGUUGCGUGUUUUGUUUUUGGUACUCCCGACCAAGCUAUACGAUACGAUAUACAUGGGGCAUAUAUACAUAUGUAUAUGUACACAGUUGUUGAGUCUUGUUUAUAUAUUAUCUACCCACAUAUGCCCAUACAUAUAUAUAUAUACAUAUGCCACCACCGCCCACUUACACACACACCCCCCACACACCUAAUUAUUAGCAUUAUGUUGAGCUAAACCGAUAAAAUGUAUAAUGAGCGAGCGUUUUCAGUGAAAACUUCAGGUGAUUCUUACCCUCGAAAUAAGGUAAAUAUUUUACUACACCCCCCCGAACACAACAACAACAACAACAAAAACACUUGCUAUUUACAACUACAACAGGCUAG
This is a messenger RNA of Drosophila rhopaloa, 5197 nucleotides long. RefSeq names its product RNA-binding protein Nova-2 (gene pasilla). The coding region runs from base 2545 to 4263 and encodes 572 amino acids. The record is from RefSeq and is a predicted model, not a curated record. The transcript is spliced from 7 exons. Gene Ontology annotation, biological process: regulation of alternative mRNA splicing, via spliceosome; mRNA splicing, via spliceosome. Gene Ontology annotation, cellular component: cytoplasm; nucleus. Gene Ontology annotation, molecular function: mRNA binding. Lineage: Eukaryota; Metazoa; Arthropoda; Insecta; Diptera; Drosophilidae.